GUGCAGUGGAGCGAAAUUUGAAGGAACCUAGCGGCGGCCGGUUCGGCCACCAAACUGUGUCUGUCGCUGGCAGCUGGCUCCCUGGGCUGCUUGAGUCGAGCCAUCAUGCCUAUCCGCGCUCUGUGCACUAUCUGCUCCGACUUUUUCGAUCACUCCCGUGACGUGGCUGCCAUCCACUGUGGCCACACUUUUCAUCUGCAGUGCCUAAUCCAGUGGUUUGAGACAGCACCAAGUCGGACCUGCCCACAGUGUAGAAUCCAGGUUGGCAAAAAGACUAUUAUAAACAAACUUUUCUUCGACCUUGCCCAGGAAGAGGAGAAUGUCUUGGAUGCAGAAUUCUUAAAGAAUGAACUGGACAGUGUCAAAGCUCAGCUUUCCCAGAAAGACAGGGAGAAACGGGACAGCCAGGCCAUUAUCGACACUCUACGGGACACCCUGGAAGAACGCAAUGCCACCGUGGAGUCCCUACAGAACGCCUUAAAUAAGGCAGAGAUGCUGUGUUCCACCCUGAAAAAGCAGAUGAGGUUCCUGGAGCAGCAGCAGGAUGAGACCAAACAAGCUCGGGAGGAGGCCCACCGACUCAAGUGCAAGAUGAAAACCAUGGAGCAAAUUGAGCUCCUACUCCAGAGCCAGCGGUCUGAGGUGGAGGAGAUGAUUCGAGACAUGGGUGUGGGACAGUCAGCGGUGGAGCAGCUGGCUGUAUACUGCGUGUCCCUCAAGAAAGAGUAUGAGAAUCUGAAGGAAGCUCGGAAGGCCUCAGGGGAACUGGCUGACAGGUUGAAGAAGGAUUUGGUGUCCUCUAGGAGCAAGUUGAAGACUCUCAACACUGAGCUGGAUCAGGCCAAGUUAGAACUGAGGUCAGCCCAGAAGGACUUACAAAGUGCUGACCAGGAGAUCACGAGCCUAAGAAAGAAGCUGAUGAUCCUCCAGGGAACCUUGAGCCUGCCUCCAGCAACCAAUGAGAGGGUCAGCCGCCUGGUUUUUGAGAGCCCAGCCCCUGUGGAGAUGAUGAACCCGAGGCUUCACCAGCCACCCUUCAGUGAUGAGAUUGAUCUCAAUACUACCUUUGAUGUAAAUACCCCUCCAGCCCAGACCUCCGGCUCCCAGCAUUACCUCCCCAAGAAGCUGUGCCUGGAGAGGGCACGCUCUCCCGUGCAGAAUGUCCUCAAGAAGGUGCGCAAAGUCUCCAAGCCGGAGUCCCAGCUCUCACUAGGUGGCCAGCGAUGUGUAGGAGAGCUAGAUGAGGAACUGGCUGGUGCCUUCCCUCUCUUCAUCCGGAAUGCUGUCCUGGGUCAGAAACAGCCCAACAGGACCACAGCAGAAUCCCGUUGCAGCACAGAUGUGGUAAGAAUAGGCUUCGAUGGGCUUGGAGGACGAACUAAAUUCAUCCAGCCUAGGGACACAGCCAUUAUCCGACCAGUGCCUGUUAAGUCCAAGGCCAAGAGUAGACAGAAAUUGAGAAUAAAGACUGUGAGUUCUGCCUCCCAACCCAAGCUGGACACCUUCUUAUGUCAGUGAACGGUGACCAGAGUCAUGUCUGCAAUUAGUGGGCCAAGACCUGGCCAACCGGAAGUGUUUUUGGAAGAUGGCUCCUCUUGGACCAGUCCAAGAGGGAUGCCCAGAAAACACACUUCCUGUGUCCACUGUGCCCCGCACCACACUGGGAAGCCACGUGACCAGUUUACUGUUCCGAUCAGCAGGGCCUACUUCCAGUUGCAGGGUUUUGCUUAUAGCUACAACCAGGUGUGGCUGGACUCCUUUUGUUUUUAUAGAACAGGGUCACAUUGACUCUUAAGUGGAUGGGAGUGCUGGAGGAUCCUAUGCAGGCUGGAGGACCCUGAACUUGAACUCCUGCCUGCCUCCAGCUUAUUGCUUCCAAUUAUGGGGUGAGGCGGUGAUAGGGAAAGGAUGGGGAAGUUUUCUGUGUAAAAUAAAAAGGCAUCUUUUCUUCUAA
This is a messenger RNA of Mus caroli (Ryukyu mouse), 1954 nucleotides long. RefSeq names its product TRAF interacting protein (gene Traip). Lineage: Eukaryota; Metazoa; Chordata; Mammalia; Rodentia; Muridae. Gene Ontology annotation, cellular component: site of DNA damage; nucleus. Gene Ontology annotation, molecular function: ubiquitin protein ligase activity. Gene Ontology annotation, biological process: protein ubiquitination; replication fork processing. The record is from RefSeq and is a predicted model, not a curated record.